This is a messenger RNA of Paramecium sonneborni, 975 nucleotides long. The record is from the annotation of a GenBank genome assembly. Lineage: Eukaryota; Ciliophora; Oligohymenophorea; Peniculida; Parameciidae.
AUGGAAGAACAUUAUGAAAAAUUAAACAUUCUAGGCAAAGGCUCUUUUGGGGUUGUCUAUAAGGUGAUGAGAAAAAGUGAUUAGAAAAUACUUGCUUGUAAAGAAUUACAUUAUGGUAUAAUGACUGAAAAGGAAAAAAAUUAAUUAGUUAAUGAAGUUAAUAUAUUAAGAGAAUUAACACAUUCAAACAUUGUUUAAUAUUAUGAAAGGUAUUGAGAUGAUUGAGCUAUAAAGAAUUAUUGACAAAAAACAGGCUAAAAUUUAUAUAAUUACAGAAUACUGCUCUGGAGGAGAUUUGAGCUAACUCCUUAAAAAAUGCAAAAAGGAUAAGGAUUACAUAGCAGAAGAUGUAAUCUGGAAGAUAUUUACUCAAUUGUCUUUGGCUAUAAAUGAAUGCCAUAAUAGAACACCCAAGAUUUUACAUCGAGAUGUUAAGCCUGCUAAUAUAUUCUUAGAUGAAAAUAAUAACAUAAAACUUGGAGAUUUUGGUUUAUCAAGAAUUUUGGGUGAAAACUCAUAAUUUUGCAAAACUCAUGUUGGAACACCUUAUUAUAUGUCUCCAGAAUAAAUUACUGAAGCCUAUUAUGAUGAAAGCAGCGAUAUAUGGUCUUGUGGAUGUUUACUUUAUGAAUUAGCAGCUUUGAAACCUCCUUUUGAAGCUACAAAUCAUUUGAGUUUAGCUAUAAAAAUAAAAAGUGGUCAAUUUGAUAGAAUUCCACUGAGAUUUUCUGAAGACUUACAUCAAUUAAUUACUUCAAUGCUUGAUGCAGGUUUAAAUUUAUAUUAAUAAUUGUAGAUCCAACUAAAAGACCUAGUGUUAUGGAAAUUCUAAAAUUACCAUUAAUCAGUUUGAGAAUCAAAGAAAAAAAGUUAAAAGAAAAGCAUGCUUAAAUUAAAUUGAAAGAAGAAGAACUUCGACAAAAAGAAUAAUAAUUAAAGUUAUGGGAAUAAAGCUUGACUAAAUAAUUUAAUUGA